Molecule: messenger RNA, 3944 nt
Organism: Pseudoliparis swirei
Lineage: Eukaryota; Metazoa; Chordata; Actinopteri; Perciformes; Liparidae
Gene: usp1
Product: ubiquitin specific peptidase 1
Biological process (GO): protein deubiquitination; regulation of DNA repair
Cellular component (GO): cytosol; nucleus
Molecular function (GO): cysteine-type deubiquitinase activity; cysteine-type endopeptidase activity
Source: RefSeq, a predicted model, not a curated record
AGCGCCAACUUCUGCUGUCCCGUUUGCCUCGACCAAACAUACUUGACUGGAUACUCAGUGAAAUAUAUUAAGUCUUCGACCUGGAAUAACUAAUUAAGCGAGGUGCGCUGUUGCAUCUCUGGGGAGAUAAAUAAAAAAACGCGUCUACCGAGGCAACGUCGGCCUGCGUAAAGAUGCCAGGUCUGCAGAGGGGAGGCGCGGUGGCGGCGCUGGGGAGCCCCAUCAGGAGCCCCAUCAGGAGGAGUAAGCUGUCCCUGAAGUUCCUCCAGAAGAAGGAAACUAAGCGGGCUCUGGAUUUCUCCGAACCUCAAGCCGAUGAGCCCAAAGCGGUGGAGGAAGUGGAGCCCGAGGCGAUCGGCUGUGAUCAGACGGUCCCGUGUCCGGCCUCACCUGGCCUUCUCCUGUCGGGUGAGAAGAGGGAGGGCAUGGCGCCAUUUGUGGGUUUCAACAACUUGGGCAACACCUGCUAUUUGAACAGUAUCCUACAGGUGCUGUACUACUGCCCCGGGCUCAGAGAAGGAGUCAAGAAACUGUACAACCUGUCGAAAAGAAAAGACUCAACAAAGGAAGAAACUGAUAAAAGCGAAGAGUCAGAAGUUGUCGGCGCCGCUGUGCCGGCUCACAUCGAGCUCCUCGGGAGCUUCAACAGUCUCAUAACGUCGGUGGAGCAGCUGCAGUCCAACUUCCUGUUGAACCCCGACAGCUUCAGCGACGGAGAGCUCGCUACGCCGCCUCGAAAGAUGCUCAACACGCUCAGGCAGCUGAACCCCAUGUAUGAAGGCUAUCUUCAGCACGAUGCCCAAGAGGUGCUGCAGUGCAUUCUGGGAUACAUCCAAGAGGCUUGCGCCACCAUCAGGAAAGAGCAGGAGUCGGAGAGGGACGAGGCCCGCAAGACCGAGGUGAAACUCGGGAACGACGUGCGUUUGGGAUCCGGCAGCAGCUCCGCACCGGAGUCCAAAAGUCCCUCGGAAGAGGAAGACGAGGGCCAAGUCAGCGGCAAGAGGAAGAGCGACACCGAGGUGGGCAACGCCAAAAAGAAGCCCAAAUCUGUCAAGUCCAAGAAAUCCGAGGCGGAGGAUAACAAACCCCUCACCCGCUCCAAAAGGAAGUCCAUCGGCGACAUCGCGGCGCCCGGGGACGAAGAGGAGGGGGCCGAGAACGAAAAGACGAAGAAGCUAAUUGGGGCGGAGGGGAAAGGCGACAAGGCGACCAAAGAGGCCGACGGGAAAGGGAAGAAGAGGUCCAAGCUGAGCUGGCUGAGGCCGUCUGGGAAACAACCGAGUAUCUUCUCCAAGUUCCUCAGCGUGGGGAAGAUCAGCUCCGCCAAGAACACGAGCAAACCGGAGAACGGGCCGGGCGAGAAGACGAGCGAGGAGACGGCGCCGGAAAGAGAGGAAGAGGAGACGCCAGUGAAGCUCCAGGAGGACCUGGACCUGAUGGAGCAUUUGUUCCAGGGCCAGCUGGUUCUGAGGACUCGCUGUCUGGAGUGCGAGAGCUUCACGGAGCGGAGGGAAGGCUUCCAGGACAUCAGCGUCCCGGUGCUCGACGACGAGCCCGGCGGCCCCGACGACCUCUCCGAGGUUUCUCCCGAUCCCAAACCGGGGCCGAAGACUCUGAAAUGGGCGAUCGCUCAGUUUGCGUCGGUGGAGCGCAUCGUCGGGGAGGACAAGUACUUCUGCGAGACGUGUCGGCACUACGCGGAGGCCGAGAGGAGCCUGCUGUUCGACAAAACGCCCGAGGUCAUCACCAUCCACCUGAAGCGCUUCUCCGCCAACAGUCUGGACUUGGACCCGUACGCCGGUCUGUCCAAGGUCAACACCCCCCUGCAAACCCCUCUGACCUUGUCCCUGGAGGAGUGGUGCACCCGGUCCUCGGCCGCCACGGGCCAGCGCUACCGGCUGUUCGCCGUGGUCAUGCACAGCGGCGUCACCAUCAGCAGCGGCCACUACACGGCCUACGUCCGCAUGUCCGACCUGAAGGACGCCAAGCUGUGGGACGGGAAGGAGAGAGAGGAGGAGGAGGAGGAAGAAACCCAAGCGAAGGACUACGACGACGGAGAGGUGUCGUUCACCCGCGGCGCCAGAGGACCGAGGGCGGCGAGCGGCAAAACGGGAGGGAAGAAGAAGAAGUCGUCGUCGUCGGGCGCCGUCGGGCUCCUGGGCGGCCAGAGGAGUCUGGCGAGCUGCGAGCUCGGGGCGGACGGGUCCAAGCGGAAGAAACCCGGCGGCGACGCCGCGAGAGACGGCGCCGGCGCCUCGACUUCCUGCGGCGAGGCCACCGAGCGGCGGGCGCUGAGCAGCCUCCGCGAAUACGAGGGCAAGUGGCUGCUGUUCGACGACUCUGAGGUGCGUCUGUUCGAGGAGGAGGACUUCCUGCGCUGCUGCUCCCCCGACACGUCGUCCACGGCAACGCCGUACCUGCUGUUCUACAGGAGGAUGCCCCCGAACUGACGGGACGCAAGGUCGUGCACACACACACACACACACACACGGACACAUUCAGAUGUGUGUGUGGGCGAAACCAGCGCACACGCCCCUCGAGAUCCUCAUGAACCUAUUUUUAGGUUUUUAUAAAUAUUCAGUCAAAUGGGAAUUACACUUUCUACUUUCGAGUCCUCGUGUUUUUUUGGUUUCCUCGAAGUUUUUUAUUUUUACAGAACUUUUACGAUUUAAAAAAAUGCAGAAAUGAGUUUCUUUCUCAGCCCAUUUUUGUUUUUCUUUCUUAAAAAUUUAUUCGUAUGAUGGACUGUUACCGCGUGUUUGGAAGAGAUUACGACAGAAAAAGAACCAAAUAUUUUUCCAUUUCAAUAUCUAAUAUGAUUUAUGAGGUAAGAAAACCAAACCGGACCCUGAGGCUUCUUUAUUCUUCUAAGACAUCUGUGUAAUCUUUACAUCGUCAUAUUUUUACAUUGAAAAAAACCCACGUAAUGUUUAUCUAAUAUAUGCCAAGUUUAUACCCGGUUCUGUUAAUACUCAUAUCGUUAUCGCAGGGAGCAAAUUCAGAGUAAAGAUAUUUAAAACUUUGGUCAAAUGUAUAUUUCUUUAAUCCGCUCUCGUUCCAUAUUUAUAAAUAGUGAUAAGAGGAGACGGUCACGUCCGGCGCAGUGAGACUGAAUGUUGGACCGGCCUGGUUUUCAAGAGUUUAUUUUUGGGCUAAACAAACAGACACAUUUAUGAUUUCACAUCUCAAAGUGUCAGUUUGAUGCUUUCCUACGUCGUGUUGGACGUUUGUCUCGUCUUUUGUUCUCAAGUAUUACAAACUAAAGGCUUUUGAAUAAAGUUCCUCCCUCGGCGUCAGGCUGGUUUAAAACUCGUCUCUCACUCUCAUCACAAAGUAUUUUUCUCUCAGAACGAACACAAAUAAUCAUGUCGCUAUUGUUCUUUUGUACUCGAUGCAUAUCUUUGUUUAAAAAAAAAUAAUAUGAUGGUGUUAAAAAUACAGAGUGACGGUGAUUGUCUCAGGUUCCACAGCGUCGGCAUUUAUAAAUCAAUCAUCAGGGAUUGAUUUAGUUAUUUAGUUUAUUAUUAUCCAUUAUGGAUGUACAGCUGUAAUCAUAUUCUUGUUGCCAGGUAAAUUCUAAAGCAAUAAAGUUUUUUUUUGUCCAUCUGGCAAAAGUCAUUCACACUCAACAAUGAAAAAAUGAAUAUACAACAAAUGGAACAUUAAAAUAUUUAUUUAGUAAAAUAUUUAAAAUAAACAUAAAACUACAUGAAAUAAUACAAGGAUGUUCAAAGCACCUACCUUUUUAAAAACAUUCUUUUAAAUAAUAAUAAAGCAAUCAUGAUAAAUAAUGGUACCACUUGUUUUGUUUUUUUAAGCCCCCCCCCCCCCAAAAAAUGUAUUACCGUUUACUUGUAAAAUGCAUUUUGCUACGCAGUAAUAAAAAAGUGCACACAUGAAAUUGAAUAGAUUUCUGGUGGUUCAUCGUUUUACCUGACUUUUUU